This is a messenger RNA of Malassezia vespertilionis, 2652 nucleotides long. RefSeq lists its product as uncharacterized. Gene Ontology annotation, cellular component: Golgi membrane. Gene Ontology annotation, biological process: superoxide metabolic process; mitotic spindle elongation; vesicle-mediated transport. NCBI's taxonomy places the organism in Eukaryota, Fungi, Basidiomycota, Malasseziomycetes, Malasseziales, Malasseziaceae. The coding region runs from base 1 to 2652 and encodes 883 amino acids. Gene Ontology annotation, molecular function: metal ion binding; superoxide dismutase activity. The record is from RefSeq and is a predicted model, not a curated record. The transcript has 4 exons.
AUGGCCGCUGUGUGGACCUCGCGCGUGCGCGUGGCGCAGAAGCUCGUGCGUGGAGCGCGUGCUUUGCACCAGCUGCCACCUGCACCACCUGUGCUAGCAGAAGGAUGCGAGCCGUUCCUAUCGAAGCGCACCGCGUCGCUGCUGUGGACCCAGUGGCAGGCCGGGCUCCUGCAGCGACUCAACGACGAAGUCAAAGGCACGCCGAAUGCGACAGAAUCGGUGGUCGAGACGGUGCUGAGCACGGCGCGUGACCGGUCAAAAGUGCUUGCGUUCAAUAGCGCAUCCCUCGCGCUGAACAACAGUUUUUUCCUCACGGGUCUUGUGCCGAAAUCAAGGCAGCCGAAUGCAGACUAUGCACAGCCAUCGACGCAUGCCGGCGUGGUCCCUACAUUCUACGGCAAGACGCUGGCCACUGCGAUUGCCGACCAGUACGGCUCGCUCCCGCAGCUGAAACUCGCGUUUGCAUCGGCUGCCAUGGGCACCGUCUCGAACGGAUAUAUAUGGCUUGUGAAGGACGAGCACGGACGGCUUGGCAUUGUGCCGACGUUUGGCGCAGGCACCGUCCUUGUCCACCAGCGCCAGCAGCGCAUGCCGCAGGGCUUGGAAGGGAGUGUCCAGGACGGCCAGCAAGAGGAGGCUACAGACACAAAAGAGGAACCACGCACACCGAGCCGCUUUGACAGCCUUGCACACGCCUCCGGCUCCGGCGUGCUUGGGGACCAGCUAUACCCCUUGUUCUGCGUGAGCAUCUUCGAGCACGCAUGGCUCGGCGACUACGGAUUUUGGGGAAAAGAGCGCUACUUGACCAACUUUUGGGAGUGUGUCAACUGGGAGCGCGCCGAGCAGCUUUGGGGCGCAGACCCUUCGCCCACAUUUAAACGCACGCGGCCUCUCCGCAGUGCCACGAUUGACACAGACGUCAAGUCCCCUUCAAAUUUCCGCAUUACGUCCACGCUAGCAACCAGUGCGGGCCGCGCUGCAGCGUAUGCGGCACAGAGCAUCGUCGAAGCAAUGGCACGCUCCUUUUCUCCCACAUUCCAGCACGCGGCGUCGCUAUUCGACUCGCCGACUACCUCCUCGCCGAGCCAGGUGGUCUCGUUUACCGACAUGAUCGGCGAGCCCACUGCAUCCCCCGGUGUACAGCUGCACGCAAAACAGCGCGCGGCCGUCGCGGCACUGCACAAGCCGUCGCGGCGGAAUAUUUCAAGCACGGAACGAUUCCAGCGCGCAGCGCCGUCCAGGGCCGAUAGCGACGGCGCGCGGAUUCGUGUGGCUUCGCGCGGCCACGAAGAGAUUGUUGCGCGGCACACAUUUGGCCCUGCUAAUGAUUCUGUAGGCGAGCACACAAUACCGAUGGGCUCGGCGAUUUUCGCGCCGCAGGCGCGACGCGGCGCAUUGUAUCUACACGCCGAUCGCCCUCGUCGGCACGCGCGCGCCCAAGGACAGCGCGUGUGGCUUGACGAUCUGCGGCACACAUUCAAAACGCUCUUGGGUGCUCUGCGUGCGAUGCUGCACCCCCGUCAGCUGCUCACACGCCAAAUGCUGUACUGGGACGAGGCUUUCCGCGACCCCGAAACCGGCGCGCGAUCAUGGAAUCCUCCGUGGUUUGAGGCGUACAUCCCGUUUAUCAUCUGGCUGGGGGUGAGUGUAACGAGUACGGUGAUUGUCGUCAUCUUUCAUACGGCGGUCUUUAGCACGCUGGACGCCUUGUCGGUAUCGCUGCGCGAGUGGGGCGUCGUGGGGCGCAUAUUGUUUGGCAUCAUGAUAUUUUUGACCACGUUUCCUCCGCUGCCGCUUUACUCCACGCUUGUAAUCCUCUCUGGGUUUGCGUUUGGGAUGUGGCAGGGGUUUGUUGUGAGCUAUGUCGCGGCGCUGCUCGGCGCACUUGUGGUGUUUGUCUCGAGCCGCUCGCUUUUGCACAGCUGGAUGGUGCGCCUGAUGCGGCGCAGCGGCGGGCUCGGCAAGGUAGUGCGUGCGAUUGAAAAAGCGCCCAAGCUCUUGUUUCUUGUACGCUUGGCACCGUAUCCGUACAAUCUACUCAACGUGCUCCUCGCGAGCUCGAGCGUACUGUCAUUGCGCACAUAUAUGAUAUGCACCGCACUUGCACUGCCAAAACUAAUUGUGCAUACGGCGCUGGGAGCAUCGAUCAAAAGCUUUGCCGAAUACGAGAGCACACCAGGGGCCAGCGACGCCGAGCAGUCCUCUGCAAAAUCAAUGAAGCACGCAGCGGGUUUUGUUGGGAUCGCGCUUUGUAUUGGCAUCUUUUUGUACCUUUACGGCGCCACGGCACGCGCUGUGGACGACUUGGACGACAAGCAAGAAUACGAGUUACUCUCUCACGAUACGGACGAACUACUUUCUUCCGACGACUUGGAAUACGAGCCGCAAAGCGCGCCGGUGCUGCCGGCAACUCCGACGCCAAGCAAGCCCCAUACGUCGAUGCCCAUGGCGGGACCGUCUGGCGCGACGCCGGUAUCGUACGCCGCAUACCCCAUGUUUCAAACAGACACUCCUGCGUACGCACCGAGCCUCUUGGCGCCGGCAAACCACCAGCCGUUCCGACACCACGCAAGUGUCUCAAUUGCGGACCAAAUCGCCGCAAUGGAGCGCGUGGCUGAGGAUGGGCAUGGGCAGGGCACGGAUUUUAUUUAA